Messenger RNA from Capsaspora owczarzaki ATCC 30864, 1596 nucleotides. RefSeq lists its product as hypothetical. The coding region runs from base 1 to 1596 and encodes 531 amino acids. The record is from RefSeq and is a predicted model, not a curated record. Lineage: Eukaryota; Filasterea; Ministeriida; Capsasporidae. The transcript has 4 exons.
AUGUCACAAGGGUUCGAAGCCAAGGGCGUCUUUCAUCGUCUCAUCCCUGCGCCCAGCGAUGGGGUGAAUGUUCAAGGCAAUGACUACAGGAUGGACCAAUCCACUAUGUACCUUCAAUGGUGGCCUGCGACAUUCGACAUCGACCUUGACGACCUGGGAAGUGGAACGCCCCGCCCUGGUCUAUCGGUGCUAAUGCUGCUCGUUCCGAAAGGUUUCACAGAUAUGCAGGAGAGUGCCUGUCAUCAGGCAUCCAUCGACUCGUUCCACAAUUCGGGUCUCGGAUGGUCCAAGCAGCUGGACGAAGAUUGGCUGUGCGCCGGACUUGUCCAUUACUGUAUCCAUCCAACACGCAGCGGCAUGUCCCUCGAAGAAUUCCAAGCUUCGCUUGCCUCGCUUUUCAAGGAUCAGUGUCAGUUGUUUCCGGAUGAAAUGGCCAAGCUGUCACUGAACGAUCGCCCGUCUAGUGGUGACAAUGGCAAUGCUGACCGCAACCUGAAGCAGAAGCCGUCGCAGUCCAAGAAAGGUGGUGACAGUCGUGGGAGUGCUGGCGGCGGCGGUAACCCGAACCGCGGUCGGGGCGCUGGCGGUAGCAGCCAAAGCGGCGGAAGCGUCAUUCCAGUAACAACUGUUGCGACAUCCGACGUUGUGGAUAUCCCUAUGACAGAUCUCGACACCGUGUUCAAUAUGCACCUUCCGCCGAUUUACAAAGAAUUGGGCCACCUACUUUCGACGCUGCGCCGCUUUGUGAGCCAAAGCUCGAGUCCCACGGAUGUUUUGCUCGUCAAGCUUGUGUUCCGUCGUCUUGUCGAACGCAAACUUCGGCCGUUCGAUAUUGCCUUGAAUCACCGUGAUCUGAGUUGGUUUUUGUACCGUAUCACAACGGCCACAAAUCUUGAUCCACUCGAUCAGUGGUUGAAUGCAACCAUCUACAAGUUCUGGAUUGACUGCAUCGACAUGUGGGACUUUCCAGUUGCGAACGCGCACCGUGUGUGGCGCGACAAGGUCCCAACCGCAUCCAUCAGCCCGGUUACAUCCAGCAACCUUUCAAGCUCGGCUGAUAAAAAUACUCAGGUCCCCCCAACCGCAUCCAUCAGCCCUGUUACAUCCACCAGCAACCUUUCAAGCUCGACUGAUAGGCAUACUCAACUUGUCGAGUACUACACUCGUAAAAAGCCCACCGCUUCCGAAUUUGAAAUUGCCUCGAAACUGCCAGAAACAUUCACCUUUUCAGGCAUUGAUCUCGACUCACCUCGACCGAUUCAAAUCUUGGUGAAUAGCAUUUCCGUCUACAUCCCGUUCUUUGCGAACGAGAAGCCGCCUGCUACGCUCUCGUUCAAAUUGAAUGGCGAGGAUUUCGUCCUUGGUCAGGAGAAAGCAAACGUUGACUGGUUUAUUUCCGAACCCGGCAAGAGAGUUUCUUCUCUGGAUGACGACACCGAUGAAACAUCGGAUCAAGUUGCAAACGAAUUGUCGGUGCCUCGGGAACUCGUAUCGCUUGUCGAGACCGUCCGAUGCAUUGCGAGUAUCAAGGAUGGCUCGCGGCAGUGUCGCAACCAGACAUCUCACACGUCACAGUGUUGCCACGUGCACCGCUAA